This is a messenger RNA of Paramacrobiotus metropolitanus, 1608 nucleotides long. RefSeq lists its product as uncharacterized. Bases 699 to 1520 code for a protein of 273 amino acids. Lineage: Eukaryota; Metazoa; Tardigrada; Eutardigrada; Parachela; Macrobiotidae. The record is from RefSeq and is a predicted model, not a curated record. The transcript is spliced from 5 exons.
AAAAAACGUCCUUCUGUCAUGAACAAAAAUUCGUCACUUCGUGGCAUUUUGUUAUUUGCUGCAAAAGAAAACGCCUUCGAAAAAUCCACGAUGUCAUGGAUUGGAAUGAGGAUCCUACCAAUGAGGCUGUUGAUAAAAUCCACAUAUCUCUUAUGAUGUUCCUUUUUUGAGCUGAUCCUAGAACUGUAUUAGUCGCCGGAUUCUUGAAUAGUGGACAGCCAAGGCGAAUUUAAUUUUCUAUCACAUAACUGAACUGCCAUCGGUGAAUAUAAAUUCGUUUCCAUCGAGAAACGCGACGAACCAUAGUCUGUUUUAAUUCACGACCUCCUCAGGGCACCAUUCUGAUUUACGGCGACGCAACGCACCAAGUAUGCGGAUGGAACGCGGUGGACGUUCUCGUCGACGGAGUACUCCAGCACGGCCGCGUCAUAAAGAUCGUGGAGAGCGGCCUGAUCGUGGAUUUCGAGUGUAGCACACAGUGCGCGCAGUUCGUCGAAUUCGGCAACAUCUUCCACACCGAGCAUUUCUACAACAACGCCUACAACCCGUGUGACGCGGUGCAGGUGCUUCUGCGCCCCCAUCCCACCGCGCCCUGGACGUGGUACCCGGGGAAGGCGGUGGCCCUGGGAGAGUACGACCCCCAGGGGCGGGGCCGCGAUGCGCAGUACGUGGAAGUGCAGCUGCCGUACGGCGCCGUCAUGCAGCUGGUCCCCCGUUUCCAGGUCCGCCGACCGCCCUCGGAGGACGAUUGUGAGGGCGCGCGGGUGGAGGGGUGGGCGUUUGUCACCCGAUGCUGUCAGCUGCCGGCCGACUGGGAUAAAGUUCUGCCCGCGGUGCGGGAGCGCUUCCAGUUCUCACUGAAUCAGCAUCGUCUACUGUGCACCGUCGUACACGGCCAGACACUACUCUAUCUGCAGCGCGAAGCUGGCACUCCGCCGACACCUCAGCAAGUGGAGCACGUGUCGGUCUCUCUGCUUCAAGAGCUCAUGGACAACAUGGCGCGGCUGCGGGUCCAGCAGAAUCAGCUGCAGGCUGAGCAGUAUCAGCUGCAUAAACAGAACCAGCAGCUGCACAAGCAGAACCAGCAGCUGCUGGAAGAGACCAAGGUUCUUUUGCAAAACAACAAGGAACUGCGGAAAGACAUCGACGAGCUCCGGACAAGCAGCGUCAAACGAAAAGCGACCAUCGGGACACUGAAGACCACCGUCGGCACGCUGAAGACCAAAGUCGGCACCUUGGAGACCACCGUCAGCAAGUUGGAGACCACCGUCGGCAAGCUGGAGACCACCGUCGGCAAGUUGGAGACCACCGUCGCCAAUUUGACGGCUACAGUGGCGACCCUGCAGCAGGAUAUGGCCAACCUGCGAGCUGCAACGUCCACCCAGUUGGUGGGCAGGAGUGUCCCGUGUGCGGUGCAUCACCAUGUGCCCCGACUACUCGCUGUCAUCAGUGACGGGCCGUCGACGGAGUUUAUGCUGGGCAUUUUGUUUUUCUGUGUGUGGCUUUGGCGACUAAGUUAAAGUGUGCUUUGUAGUAUUGAAUGGACCUGGAGCAUUUGCAGGGUGUUGGUUUCCGCAAAUUUAAAUAAGAUUAGCGAUAAAGUCACAG